This is a messenger RNA of Thyridium curvatum, 2772 nucleotides long. RefSeq lists its product as uncharacterized. NCBI's taxonomy places the organism in Eukaryota, Fungi, Ascomycota, Sordariomycetes, Thyridiales, Thyridiaceae. The transcript is spliced from 2 exons. The record is from RefSeq and is a predicted model, not a curated record. Bases 1 to 2772 code for a protein of 923 amino acids.
AUGGCUCCAGCUGCUUCUUAUCUGCAGCACAACCAGGGCCACGAUGGCCUCCAUCGGCAAAGCCAGGAUCCUGGAGUCGACGCGAGUCCUCGCGGCCCAUCGCCCGACUCUUGCACGGAACCGUCACGCAAUCCCUCCAGCGUCUCAGGCAUGUCCAAAUCCCAGAGCUGGUACUACGAGCCGGCCCCAGACCCUGCCGGUAUGGUCGAUUCCAAGAAUCAGUACUCGUACUCGCAAUACGCUUACGACGUCGCCUACCCUACUCCUGCUGCCAAGUCGGCCGCGGAGGACACCGACGGCGUGCAUCUGGCCUCUUACCCUGUCGGCCCUGGUGCAGCACAGCAGCAGCAGCAGCAGCAGCAGCACUACGUCGAGCCCAUGACCAAUCCGCAUCACCACGCCGGUUACCAGUACAUUGACGCAUCAGCGGCGUAUGACCAGGACCCGUCGGGCCGGGUCGCGCAUUUCCGUCGCCAGGACUCCCACGCCGGCCUGCUAGAGUACGCCCAGGACUCGCCGGGUUUCAUGUACACGCCCGGCUCGGCGCCCUCGCCCUACUACUACAACGAAAACAACCACACCUUUGAGCAGCAACAGCAGCAGUACCAACAGGCACAGCAUCAGCAGCGAGGACCAAAGCGUCCUCGUCGCGCAUUCCAUGGCUGCCUCUCCUGUUGCGCCCCGGGUUGGCGCUGGCGCUGGCACGACUCGUGGAACAUGUACCUCUUCUUCCUCUUCGGCCUGCUCUGCGCCAUCGGCCACCACAUCUUCUACACCGUCCUCGACGGCCGGCCCUCGGGCACCGACAACCAGAUCACCAUGCUGCGCUACGGCACCGUCCUGGCCUACGCCUCCAAGGCCGGCCUCGCCGCCGCCGCCAUCUCGGCCCUCAAGCAGCGCGUCUGGACCACAGUGCGCACGCGCCUCAUGAGUGUCGCCGCCGUCGAUGCGCUCUUCUCCGCCACCGAGGACAUCCUGAGCAUGUUCAACUGGGAGUUUCUCGGCGAAGCCAAGACGGCUGCCGCGCUUGCCUUUUUCGUCUGGCUCGCCCCCCUCGUCGUCAUCUUGACGGCCAACACCCUCCUCGUCGAGUCCCGCACCAUCAACGAGGUUGGCAAGUGCCCCGGCGUGCGCACCCUCAACUUUGACUUUGAGGCCACCACCGACUGGCGCAACGGUUUCCGCAUCGACCGCCUCUACGAGAUCUCCGUCUCCAUCUGGAACACCACCCGGCCCGCCGAUGCCGACCCCCCGCCCAAAGGGUGGUUCGACUACUACACGGGGCCCUCGCCCGCCUGGACCCAGCAGGCCACCAUCGGCGCCUACCUCGAGCAGGUCGUCACCCGCAAGAACGCCUCCCUCGACACCUGCGGCUCCGGAUGGAACUGCACCUUUGACGUCAGCUUCACGGCCCCGGGUUACAAGUGCACCGAGCUGGCGUCGGGCGUCGGCGCCAAGCCUGCCAAGCUGCAGCAGGAGUCCGGGAGCAUCGCGUCGCCCAUCGACAUGGACAUCCUGCUGCCCAAGGGAAAAUACGCCUACUACGUCCACGCCUCCGGCGGCGACUACUCGCCCAUGCAGAUGAAGGACACGGGAACCGGCGGCGUGCCCACCACCGACCCGCCCUGGCCGCGCAGCUUCGGCGCCCUGCGCACCGAGCCCGUCAUCUGGGUCGCGCACGCCACCUACGCCCACGGCACCGACUCGCCCGACACGCCGCAGGACAAGACCCAGCCCGGGUGGGGCGAGGCCUUCGUCCCCAAGAUGUUCGCCUGCGAGCACUACGAGACGGCCUACACGGCGCGCUUCAACUACACCGACGGCAUCCAGACCGCCCUCAUCACGAACCGCGCCUUCCUGGCGCCCGUCAUCAACACCACCUACGUGCCCGGCAAGGACGCCCGCGACGGCACCGGCGAUAACACCACCGCCGUGCCCGAGAGCAACUACGUCCUGCCGCUGCCCGACGUGCUCCGCUACCGGCGCGUCGCCGCCUACCACUCGAUGGGCUACCUGCUGCGCGACCUGAUCAACGGCACCGUCGAGAUCGAUGGCGACCUCAACAAGAUCAUCCAGAACACCCACGCCAUCCAGACCAAGCUGCUCGACAAGCGCAACAGCUACUUCCCCUACCCCAACGUCAUGGAUCUCGUCCAGGGCCUCUACGAGGACCUGAUUUUGUCCAUGUUUGGCAACCCCCAGUUCGCCGCCGUGGUCUGGGCCGCCGACCCCAAGACGCAGAGCGGCACGCUCCGGGGGGACCAGCCCGAGCUCGGCUACGAGUGCGAGCGGAGCAGGACGGUCAACGUGUACAGCUACCACCGCCGGGACCUGUGGAUCGUGUACGGCAUCGCCGUCUCGGUGGCCCUCGGGUGCGUCCUUGCCGGCUGGUACGCGCUGCGGGAGAACGGGGGCGUCGUGCGGGACACCAAGUUCAGCAGCAUCGUCGCCGCUACGAGGGGCCCCGCGCUCGACAAGCUGGCCUGGCCGGACGGGCGGAGGGAGGAGGUCGAGGUCUCGCGCGGGGACCGCGCCGCGAGGAUCGGUUACGGCUACCUGGACGGGCUGGAUGAGAACCUCGACCGCGGCGGAGAUCGGGCGGAGGAGGUGUACUGGAAGGGCGGGGAGAGGAGCGGACGGAGCAGCGUUGUGCCUGAUGGGAACAAGGGGCCUGAUGCGGUCGACGGCGGUGACCUCUCGUACACGAGAUUCGGUUUUGGGUUAGAGGGCGAUGUGAGGAUUGUUCCUCCCAGUGGCCUUUUUCAUCGAUAG